Molecule: messenger RNA, 1192 nt
Organism: Ornithorhynchus anatinus (platypus)
Lineage: Eukaryota; Metazoa; Chordata; Mammalia; Monotremata; Ornithorhynchidae
Gene: ERG28
Product: ergosterol biosynthesis 28 homolog
Exons: 6
Coding region: 243-665 (140 amino acids)
Cellular component (GO): endoplasmic reticulum; membrane
Molecular function (GO): protein-macromolecule adaptor activity
Source: RefSeq, a predicted model, not a curated record
CGGAGCGGGCUCGGGGCUGGGGGCUGCGGGGCUGGGACUGGAAGGCUGGAGGACCAGCCGCAGAUGAGGGAACCGAGGCCCAGAAACGCGAAGUGACCCACCCAAGAGCGGACAGGCGGCGGAGCUGGGAUUAGAACCCACGACCUUCUGACGCCCAGGCUGGCUCCACCACGCCACGCGGCUUCCAGGAGAAGAGGCCGGACGCAUCCUGCCGGGCAAUUUCCUCUUGGUGCUGCAUUGAAAUGAGCCGCUUCCUGAACGUACUACGCAGCUGGCUGGUUAUGGUGUCCAUCAUCGCCAUGGGGAACACCCUUCAGAGCUUCCGGGACCACACCUUCCUCUAUGAAAAGCUGUACACCGGCAAGCCAGAUCUCGUGAACGGCCUCCAGGCUCGGACCUUUGGAAUCUGGACCCUGUUGUCCUCGGUGAUUCGCUGCCUUUGUGCCAUUGAUAUCCGCAAUAAGACGCUGUAUCACAUUACCCUGUGGACCUUCCUCCUUGCCUUGGGACACUUCCUCUCAGAGGUAUUUGUGUAUGGCACAGCAGCUCCAACAAUUGGGGUCCUGGCCCCGCUGAUGGUGGCAAGUUUCUCCAUCAUGGGCAUGCUGAUCGGAUUGCAGUAUCUGGAGGUGGAGCCAGUGUCCCGCAGCAAGAAGAGAAACUGAGGCAUCAACUUGCAUCUUUUGUAGCAUCGUCUCCCCACCUCUGGGCCAACCCUGCCAAACUGACACAGCCUGAGUGGGAACCCGGGCAAAUCACUCUUCUCUGUCUCUAGUGGUUUUCCUUCCCCACUCUAUCAUGGGCCUCUUCCCUCACCUUCAAACCUCCCAUCUUUGAGAGCCAGUGCAAUUGCCAGGUUCCCCGGUCACAGCAGUGCUCAUUCCUUUUUUGGUUGGUUUUUCCUUUUUGGAGGACAUGGCACUCUGGGGAGAUGCACAAUGCUACGGUGCCCCAGAGCGGCGGGGGUGAAUGAAAGGUCAGCGACUUCGGCUCUGCUGCCACAAAAGGACUCCUCCACACCUUCAAGGGGAGGAGCGUUCCCUGAAGGCCUAAACAUUCUUGCAAGAGGUUUUGGGAGCAAAGAACCUGGAUCCAGCCCACCCCCUGGCACCUGGGCUUCUUUGGAGACUUUCUAAUUGUCAGUGCGCGUGAGGUGUGUUUUGUAAUAAACGAGAGAAAACUGUUUAGUAGA